AUGGCGCUCGCCUCCGGCACAUCCCGCCCCCUCCUGGGUCGCCCCGCCAGCACCGCGUGGCCCCACCUCGCCGUCUCCUCAUCCUCCCCUGCCUCCUUGAUCCGCUUCCCCCGCGGCGCGGGCACCGGCGGUGGUAGGGCGGUCGUCUUCCUCCGUGCCCCCGCGCCUCCAGGUGAUAAAUUCUCUGAUGUCGUUGGAAGCCCUUACUAUGUCGCACCAGAGGUACUUCAGAAAUGCUAUGGUCCAGAAGCUGAUGUGUGGAGCGCAGGGGUAAUUCUGUACAUUUUGCUUUGUGGUGUGCCCCCAUUUUGGGCAGAAACUGAGGCUGGAAUCUUCAGGCAGAUUCUGCGAGGCAAACUUGAUUUUGAAUCUGAACCCUGGCCUAGUAUUUCUGAUAGCGCUAAGGAUCUGGUCCGCAAUAUGCUUACUCGGGAUCCUAAAAAGAGAUUUAGUGCUCAUGAGGUUCUCUCAUUGUCUAUGCCACUAUGUCAGGCCACCCAUGGAUUGUUGACGAUGCCGUGGCACCUGAUAAGCCUAUUGAUCUGCUGUUCUGUCAAGGUUGAAGCAUUUUUCGGCAAUGAACAAGCUCAAGAAGAUGGCAUUAAGGCUGGUGACACAGUCCCUUAUAUAAUUUGCUCUCAGCAGGACUCAGAUAAUACACAUUAUGUGGGAAUAGCUCAGAGAGCUAGACAUCCCGAGGAGUUAAAAAAAGACCCUGACAAGUGGAUGAUUGACAUUGACUAUUGUUUGUCACAACAGAUUCAUCCUGUUGUUUCUCGUCUGUGUGCUUCCAUUCAGGGUACUAGUCCAGCUCGUCUGGCUGAAUGUUUGGGACUUGAUUCGGCUAAGUUCCAAUCAAGAGUGACUGAGUCUAGCAAUCAAGAUACAUCUACAAUGCUGUUAUCUGUAAUCGAUGAUGAAGAUGAGAGAUAUCGUGGUUGUGCGCCACUGCGUUUAUCAUGCCCAAGUUGUUCUGGUACCUUCGACUGCCCUCCUGUAUCUAGUCUGAUUACUAGUUCUACAAGUGUAUCGGAUCCAAAUGAUGUAUUGUGCAAGACCUUGUUGGAUGAUGUACUGUGCAAGACAAGAUUAGAUGUUAUAUAUGUAUUGAUCUCCAUGUGA
This is a messenger RNA of Miscanthus lutarioriparius, 1122 nucleotides long. Lineage: Eukaryota; Viridiplantae; Streptophyta; Magnoliopsida; Poales; Poaceae. The record is from the annotation of a GenBank genome assembly.